This is a messenger RNA of Equus caballus (horse), 9448 nucleotides long. NCBI's taxonomy places the organism in Eukaryota, Metazoa, Chordata, Mammalia, Perissodactyla, Equidae. The record is from RefSeq and is a predicted model, not a curated record.
CCGAGCCCACGGGGGGAGCCCCAAUCGGUCCUGGAGGCCCCUUCACCUGGCAUCUCCCAGUUGCCCUCUGACCUCAGUACCUCCAGCCCCCCCCCCCGAAUCCCCCCUCUUAGUAAUUACUAACCCCCAAAGCAGUAGGGGGCAAUCGUGUCUAACUGUGUGUUUCCUGCCCUGGACUGUGAGUUCUGUGAGGAUGGGCUCUGUCUGUCAUGAUCAUUGGUGUACAUGUGCUCUGUGUGUGCACGUGUUCACAUAUACACAUCUUAUGUGCGUGUUGUGUGUGUAUGCACACGUGCUAUGUGUGCACACGUAUGUGUGCAUGGUUUAUAUAUAAUGUGUGCUCUGUGUAUGUAUAUAUGUCUUCGAGCCUGUAUAUGCAUACAUGCUAUUAUAUAAGUAUACGUACUAUGUGUACACGUAUGUGUCUGUGCUGUGUGUGCUCUGUGUACGCAUAUGUGUGUCUGCAUAUAUACGUAUACACGCUAUUUUAUAUGUGUGUGUGUUCUCUAUAUGUACCACUACAUAUCUGGCACAUAGUGUAAGUUUGAUAAAUAUUAUUUAAACUUGUGUUCCACCUAAAGGAGGGACUUCUGACUAUAGCGGACAGGGAGCCUGACCAUAGUGACAUGGCGCCACGCUCCCUCUGUGGAUGGAGGGAAAUGUGGGAGAAAAAAAAUUCACUUCUGCUCCCGCCCCACCCAAUUAGAGCACAGGGCUGAAGGAUGAAAGAUGGGAAGAGAAAUCUCCAGGCACCACAAACGAAUUUUCACCUAGAGCGGAUGCUGACGGCCCAGGGUCCAUCAGAUGGGGUACAGGCUCCAGGCCCGAGGUGAGGCGGGGCGGCGGGGGGCGAGGAGGCGCUGAGGGGCUAGGAGGUGGUCCUGGAGGAGGGGCUGGAACAGAGGAGGCUGCAGGAGGCCAGAACGGGAGGCCCCCGCUGCUUAAAGAAAGCAAUGUCCUGCCCAGAAUGCCUGAGACUCGGGGCGGGAGGGGUGCGUGAGUGGGGUCGGGCACCACGUUGAGUAACAGCCCCAGAUUUGCACCAUUCGGGUGUAGAAUCUGAAUUCACAGAGACUCACGUGAUGCCAAAUCUCCAAACCACAAAAUCCAUCAAAAAUCUGGUCCCGCACCUGUGAAAUCCUUUGAAAGCCCAACAGAGGUCAAUGCAAAAGUCUGGGUAGCACAACUUCCAUGACCUUGUGACCUUGGGGGGGCCCCCACUACAUUAUCCCUGCAGGAGACAACCCAUCGCUGGGAAUUAAUGGCGGAACUAGGAAAUGUUAAUAAAAACUUGACUGACAUCAGAUCAAACAGCCUUAAAGGCUAAAAAAGGGAUUAUGAAGAAAGAGGGCCGCUACAUAAAAGCAACAAUUGACCAGGAUAAUGGAAUAAUCUGGGGUUUGUAUACACUUCACAAAGUUUCCAAAUAGGGGAAGAAAAGAGAAAAUGACAAAACUACAAUCGUAAUGGGUUAAUAUUUGUAGCAGAUAAAGAAUUAACCAGGAUACAGAUCAUAUAAGUGAUGCGAUUUUAAAAGCUUAAUCAAAUGAGUAUGUAAAGAAAACAAAAAUUGGCCAUCGACUACCCUACAGGGUGAGUUUCAACAAAAAUGGAAAAAUUGACCACGUUACCUGACCACAAGACAAUAAUACCAGAAAUCAAUAACAAAAAAGAUUGCCGAUGCUUGUGUUGUAAAAUGCGCUUCUAAAUAAUUUAGAGAAACAAACUUUAAAUUUAAAAUAUUUUAAAUGGUUGUGAAUUUUUAAAUAUUUAAACAUGAAUAACAAUGAAGACACUGAGGACCAAAGCUCAUGAAGCCUCUAAGAAAUAGCCCUAAACACCUGUUAGAAAAAGAAGAAGCUUUGACAAUUAAUUACCUAAGCAUUCACCGCAAGAAGCUGAAAAAAGAAUGAGAGGAAAAUCCAAAGAAAGUGGAAGAAAUUAAAGCACGAAUUAAGGAAAUAGGAAGAAAAGAAACAACAGAGAUGAUUUUUUAAACCCCCCCCCCCCAAAAAAAAACAGUUCUCAAAGAACAAACCUUUGGCAAACUGAUUUAAAAAAAAAAGGAGCAAAGGCACAAAUUAAAAAUGGCAGAUAGAACUGAGGUUUUAAAAAUUAUGAGAACACCGUGUGGAGUGCUAUAAUGAUAAAGGUGAAACCAGAAAGCAUGAACAAUUUUCUAGAAAAAUAAUAUUGCCUAUUCUAACUCAAGAAGAGAUUUAAAAUCUAAAUAGACUUAAAACGUUAAAUAAAUCGGAGUUGUAGGUUUUUUUUCACAGCCAUGCAUAUCCGCUAACACUCACAUAAAAAUUACCAGACCAGAUGGUUUUACCUUCUGCCAAACCCUCAAAGAAAGAUAAUCUUCACAUGAUACAAAUUGUCCCAGAGGGUGGAGAAAAAAAAGCAAUCUCUCCAAGUCAUUUUGUGAAGCCAGUAGGAACUUACAGCUUUGAAAUAAAAAAAUGAAUCGAACAAGAGUGGAAAAUUAUGGGCCAAUCUCACUUAUGAAUAUGGGUGAAAAUUUUCUAAAGAAAAUCAGAGCACCCAGAAAAAAAAAACAAAAACAGAGCAAACUAGAAAUGGUUUAUCCUAGAAAUAUGAGGAUAAACCUAGCCUAUGCAUUCACCACAUAAAUAAAGAGGAAAAAAAAGAAAAUGAUUAAGUAGCUGCAGAAAAAAAAAUGUGAUAAAUUUCAUCAUUCAUUUAUGAUAAAAACUCUCAUAAAACUAGAAAGGGAACUUUCUUGCCUUGAUGAAAAAAAUACCAAAAAUGUAUAAACGUCAUACCUAAGGGAGAAGCUUUAGACGCAUUCUCUUUAAGAUUAGGAAGAAGAUGAGUGUGUCUGAUUCCGAGCAUGGUUCAGAGAGUACUAGAAGUUCUGGGCUAUGAAAUAAGGCAUGAAAAAGAAAUUAGAGGAAUGAGGACAAUUGCAGAGAAAAUAAAAAUAUUCGACAAACGGAUAGAUAUGAUAAAAUAAAUCAGGAUAUUUGCCUGAUUAAUAAAAACUACAAAAACCAACAGUGUCCUCUACACCGUUGACAAUCAACAGGAAGAGGCAUUUCCGUCUGUCGCCAUGAUGGAGCUACUGGUCCUGGGCCAGCCCUCCCGUUGUAAACCACCAGAAAAUGGGAGAAAACAUAAGAAAGAACUAUUUUUGGAUAUAGGACAAGAGGUACCCCAGGACGGUGCAUGCUGAGAGAAGGGAAAUGCAGAGGGGACCCCUAUGUUCACCCCGCCUCACCACCUGGGGGUACUUUGUGGAGAAUGGCACAGGAAGUGGGGAAAGCCAGGCAGAGAGUGGCGGUCUCCCUGAGUGGAAGACACAGAAGUCAGACUUUAGGGAGACUAAGUGGCUGGAAUUUGCGAGAUGGAGUGCCAGAAAGAAAGGACUGAGCCAGUCGGAGGAAGGACUCCGGUCUGCAGAGGGCUCCCCUUGAGUCUUUGCCUGAGAACUCAGUUCUGCGUGGGAUGAAACCAAGCAGAGAAGCACCACUGAGUAGCCGUGAGCUGAAGAGUUCCCAGAGCUCACACAAAGCCGGGUAUAUUUAAAAAGCGACAGUGUGUAGGAACAGACGAACCGGGGGUACGGCACGGAGAGUUCAAAAACAGUCCCGAGUGUGAACGGGAACUUGGUAAGCGGACAGAGAAAGGGCAGACUGUCUAGCGGAUAGGGCUGAGAAAACUGGCUCAUAACAUGGAGGAAAAAUCAAGUCGUAGCCUUUCUUUAAUCCCACAUAAAAAUAGAUGCCAGCUGGAUUCAAGAGCAAACUGUGAAAGGGAAAAACUGUAAAAGUCACAGAGGAAAUAUAAGGGGUAUCUUUUUCACCAGGGGACACAGACUGACUUAAGAUCCAACAGGCAACACAUUUCAGGGUGAAAAAUUAUACCAACAUUGAGCGUGUCUGUCCAGCCAAGUUCACAACAGAUGAAGUCACCACCUUGAAGAGAUUUCUCAGAGAACGAUGCCUGGAGCGUCUAAACCCAGCAAGGAUGCAAACAGCUCCUGCAAAUCAAGAAGGAAAAGAAAGAAACCCCCAAGAGACAAGUGGGCAACAGCCAGGAGCAGGCAGCACGAAGAUGGGGAACCCCCGACGGCUGACAGAUACGGGAACGGACGCCCAAGCUCACUGGAGUCAGAGAAAGGCAAGCUCAAACAUCAACAAAAUAGCCCUUUAUGGUUAUCAGGCAAAAGUUAGGAAAGUGCAUGGUAUCAAGUGUUGGGGAAGGAAUGAGGAAAACAGGACACGUCCUGUCCUGCUGGUGGACAUGAAGCCCGGGCAGCCGUUUAGGAAAGUAACCAGACAGUAUUUAGUGAAGCCGAGCGCGCACGUGUCCUACAACCCAGCGAUCCCACUUCUGGAACGCAUCCCAGAAAAAUCCUGAGCCAAACCCAACGGGGACAGGCGUGAGGACAUGGGACACAAUGUUUUUGUGGGAAUAAAGGAAUGGAGAAGUAAAACGGGGCUGGUGCACAUGAUAACAUUUGAAACCACGACCGGCUCCUUUUCCACACAGCCGCCUGUCAAUGUCCUGAAAACAUACGGUUGAGUGAAAAAAAAAAAAACAAAAACAGCAAGAACUCUAAAUGACAACAUUUGUGUAAAUUAAAAACACUUAUGGGCAACCACCUGUUUUGAAAGAUAGGUGUCCAAGGACGUAGGUUGAACUAGUUAGAACAGAGGCAAGGGUGGGGAGGGAAAAAGAAGCUGGGACGGAGAUGCAGAGGGAAAUUUAAAUAAACGAUUUUGUUUGAUUUUAAACGGCCUGACGAUUGUGGUGUGCCAUAAAGUGAGGGGUAUCGUUAAAUUUACUCCUUGCACCUGAGGUCCAGCUUAAAAAAUUAAAUCACAGGGUUUGGAGAUUAUAGGAGAAAAAAAAGGAUACUAUCAAUAGACAUAGAAAAAGCCUUUAGUAAAAGUCAAUACCUCUUUGCGAUUGAAAAAAUAAACUCAUGGGGCUGGCCCUGUGGCCUAGUGGUUAAGUUCGGUGCUCUCUGCUUCGAUAGUCUGAGUUUGGCUCCUGGGCGUGGACUAACACCACCCAGUGGCAGCCACGCUGUGGGGGCCACCCACGUACAAAAUAGAGGAAGACUGGCACAGAUGUUAGCUCAGGGUGAAUCUUCCUCAGCAAAAAAAAAAAAAGAAAAAAAAAACCUACCUCGAAAUAGAAGAGAACCUCUUAACACGACAAAGGGCAUCUGUGACAACUUCGUGUACAUAAUGGACCUGGUGGCAGAUUCAGACGGGGUGGGAGCCACAGGGUGUGCAGAAAGGGUCAGGCCUCCUGGUCACGGUCUGUUGCAAAAAAGAUGCUGGCUCUGAAGCAGGAAAUUCGGGCUCAGGGACACCUGGAAGUCCCCAGGGUCCAAGCAACACAGACUCUUACGUUGACCCAUCUUCCUUCCAUAGGAUGGACCAGACUCUGAACAGCAGCCAGACUCCAGCCUCGACCCCAAACCCCGCGGGGGCAGAUGCGCUGGGCAGGGCCCACUUGGUGCUGGGCGCCCUGAUCCUGGUCGUCUGCGCCUGCGGCAUAGUGGGCAACAGCAUGGUGGUCUGGCUGCUGAGCUUCUGCGUGCAGAGGGCGCCCUUCUGCGUCUACGUCCUCCACCUGGCCGUGGCCGACCUCCUCUUCCUCCUCUGCGCGACCUUCACGGUCAGCCUAGAAGUCGCCUCGCUGGCCGCCAGGUGGUGGAAGGCCUACGAGGUGAUGCAAAGAGUGGAGUACUUUGCCUACACCUGCAGCCUGAGCCUGCUCACGGCCAUCAGCACGCAGCGCUGCCUCUCCGUCCUCUUCCCCAUCUGGUACAGGUGUCACCGGCCCCGGCACCUGUCGACCACGGUGUGCACCCUGCUCUGGGGGCUGUCCCUCCUGAUGAACACGGUGUCGUCUUUCUUCUGCAUCAAGUCCGGGCACCCCGACGAAAAGCAAUGCUUGAUGGUGGACUCCACCUCCCGCUGCCUCAUUUUGGGGAUCUUCAUACCCAUGAUGACACUGUCCAGCGUGACCCUCUUCGUGCGGGUGCAGAGGAGCCCCCCGCAGCGCCGGCGCCGGCCCAGGCGGCUCUAUGUGGUCAUCCUGGUCUCCGUCCUGGUGUUCCUCCUCUGCGCCGUGCCCUUCGCCUUCAACCCGAUCCUCCUCUCCUGGGGGCACCUGAAGGGUCAGGUGGUGCUCCUGUAUCGGCACAUCUCCCUCCUCUCCACGUCAGUGAGCAGCAGCGCCAAUCCCAUCAUCUACUUCGUGGUGGGCCGCAGAAGGAGCCGCCGGGGUCUGCGGGAGCCCCUGGGGGCGGUGCUCCGCACGGCGCUGCAGGAGGAGCCCGAGCUGGAGGAGAGGGAGACGCCCUCCACCGGCACCAAUGAGCUGGGGGUCUGACCUUUCGAGGCCGAGGCCCCGCCCCCAAGCUGGCAUCUCGCGGAGUCAUCCUAUUCCGUGUGUCGGCAGCUGAAGGAUACCUUGUUCUUUCUCUUGGCACCUUCUGAGGCGACUCCUACUGUCCCCCAGAACGAGAGAGACUUCCAGCCAGCUGGGGCAAGGCCAGAUCCCCAGAAAGGAAGGGAAACCUUAUUAAUAAUCUAUCAAAUGUCACCCCGUGGCAGUGAAUCUCCCAGUCUGUGGAUUUGUGCUGCAGCCGGAGGUAGAGAGUCCUGGGAACCAAGAUGCUCGUAUGGGUCUGGGCCGGGGACCCGCCAAGUCGGCUUGCCCCUCGGGGGCCUUACAGCCCUAGAAAGAGAAGAUGCCCCCUGAGCGCCCUCCGUUUUGUGGGUCACCUGCUUUCCUGUCUCAGCUCAGACCCCCAUCGUUCUCCCAGGGAGGCCCAUGGGGCAGGAGGCUCUAUCAGUCACUCCAGGCGUCUGAUGGAGAACUCAGUACCAGGACUGGCCUUGCAACCCAUGAACACUUCCUAAGUGCUCUUUUGGCUCAUAAGCAUCACUGAUACCCACAUAGUGCUUGAUAGCAGUGGGGCUCAGAGAGGCCAGUGUUUUUGUCCAGCAUCACUCAGCUAAUGAAUUGAUGGGCCGUGAUUCAACCCUUAUCUUUUGACCACAAACUUCACACUCCAUGGCCUUUCUCUAACCUGGGCGGUGACCGAGGGGCCCAUCUGAAGCAGAUGGUUGGCAAUGAGGGCAGCCUCCCUUCUCAGGGGUAAGUGGCCAGCACAGGGCCCCUCACUUGCAUUGGGCAGAGGAGGGAAAGUUGAGUUGGUGGUACCAGAAGUUGGGGCUUCCUAGGGUGCACUUAUGAGGUUCACGUAAUUCUGUGUAUAGUUAGGUUAUUUCUAGCCACCUCGGAGUAGGAAUGGCUUCUGGGAAUGUUGCCACUGUUCACUGUGCGGGCUCACCCGGAGUCAUGGAGAAAAAUGCAGGGCCAGGAGUCAGGUGGAGAUAUGAACCUCACGGGAGGUGUGUGGGUAGUGGAUAGCAGCGAAGAAAUAAGAUUUGAAAUGUACAGAACCGGAAGCUAGUCUAUGAAAAAUUCCUUCAAUCGUUGGCCACGUAAGAUUGUAAGUGGAAGCUUCAGUUCUCGUUGACGCCUGGUCAGGACAGAAGAUCUCGUCUGCUAGGAAUAUGCUUGAUAAUGCAGCAUGUGUCGUCAUUAAUCAUGCCACACCUUUUUUUUUUUUUUUGAUGAGAAAUGUGCAAAAUACCAUGUCUCAGAUAUCCUGUCUUUGUGACAUAAUCCCAGAGCCAGAGUCCAAACGGCAAAAAAUGUCAGUAUGAAGUUGCACGUUUUAUGCAUCUCACCUCUCAGUAUUUUAAAACAAAUCUGAUCAACAAGGAAAGACCAAGUUCUCUUUCUAUUUUCUCUGUAGAAACUAUUGCAAAAUGUACAAGAACAAGAACUCCGGGAUCACACGGUCGGGGUGGGGGGAGGUGAACCUUGCCUCCAUCACACACUAGCUUUUCGGUCUAGUCGAGUCACUAAGUCUCACUCUCCACGUUUGUAGCUUUGAAGUGGAGACGGUAUCAGUGCCCCUCUCACGGGUUUCCUGAGGGUUUGAUGAGAUGCCCGUGCCGUGUUUAGCUGUAUCUGGCACACAGCAAGGACUCAGGAAAUGGUCAUUAUUUUUAUGCACUGGAUCUUUUGGAAGGAUGGAGGGGUGUUACCCAGCCUCUAGUCCCCUUUUCUGGGGGCCCACGAUUUGCUACCCUCCCUCAUUGCAGGACAACUUGGUUAAUCAAGGAGUCCAUGCGUCCAGAGACCACAGGGGUCCCCUGGGUCUCCUUCUGCCAGGUCCUCACCAUCCCAGAAUAUCUAAGGGGCUGGCCCAGGACCUAAGCUGUCCAGGCUGACUCUCUCCCAGGACUCUGAAUCUUGGCGAGAGUGAACCAAGAUGGCGGAAGCGUUUGGAAGUCAUCCACUCCCACAGUGGCAUCCUGACAUUGAAUUUAGACCUGUCCAACACCUGUUCUGUUUUGACGCCAGGUUCUCCAGUCUGUGUGUUGAUCGUGUGAGCUCUCCGGUCUCUUUCCAGUUAAUCCUCUUUAUCACUUAACUUGGCCACAGUGGGUUUUUGUUGUCUGCAGCCAAGGACCACUAAUGUGCACAGAAGCCCCAUCAGAAAGGGCUUUGCAGGCAGCGGAUGCCCCGUUAGUAAACGCCGGGCAUUGAGACCCGAGACUAGGCUGAGAGGGGUGAAGCCGAUAAUGCAGAAGCCCCCUUGCUCCCAGCAGCACGGGCCGCCUCAAAGGCCCUGGGGGGCCCCACAGCGCGUUCACACGGUCGUAUGUUCGGGGAGCUCACAUAGUGACGUGUUUUAACCACCACUGGUAACGACUGCUGUCUCUCUCCCCACCAACUUCUGUCUCUCACCCUCCCCUUCACGUCAGUGGCAUUGACGUGGCCACAGAGGGACAUUUUGGGGUAACCCGAGUCGGGGAUAACUUCAGUUUGGGUUAGUGGUGUAUAUUUACACAGCUCCCGGUCAUUUCGAGGUAACUAUUGCUCCCCAGUCUGGUUCACGCAUUUGCCGGUAUCAGGACACGAAGGUGAAGUGCCAGAGGUUGUGCGGAGCUGUGACGGAGCCCUGUGGCGCCCAGAACACGAAGGAGAUGGGUGAUGGAGGAGAAGAUACAGAGACGGAAGCCACUCUACAGGAAAGUCUUCCCACCUUCAGAUAGGCAGCGUUUUAAGUGGAGGAGUCACUUCCAAGGGAUGCUAAAAUGUAGCAAACCUCUGCAGUCAUGGACCACACAUUUCAGUCAACAAUGGACCGCAUCCAUGACAGUGGUCAGUAUUCAGUAAGAACAAGAUUACCUUUCAACCUCGUUCCCAACACGGACACAGAUGAAAAGAAGUGAAUCUUGUCAAUUUGCUAUUUUUCUUGUCUAGUCUGAGGGGUGGCUCAAGGGUGACAAGGAUUUAUGAGCCUGUUUUGCAGAAGAGAAAGAAUGCCUUCAAGGAAAUUACCGUCACCAGAUAACCAGCCCUGGGCUGCCACUGAUGC